AUGGUUAAGGAAGUAGAAAAAUAUGGUCWAGGAGUAGUAGCUCUGCAGGAAAUAAGAUGGAAGGAAGCAGGAAGUAUAGACAUGGGCAAUAUGACAAUCCUUUUUGGGGGGUGUGAUGAAAGAGGACAAUAUGGAGUUGGUUUUGCGGUACGUAAGAAUAUAGUACCAACGAUAAAAGAUUUUAGAAUAAUUAACCCAAGACUGGCGUUGCUAAAAAUAGAGACUAAAUGUUUCGAUAUCGUAUUCAUUAACGUACAUGCACCCACGGAGGACAAAUCACAACAAGAAAAAGAAGAUUUUUAUACUGAGAUAGAACAACUACUAGAAGGGAUUAGUAAUAGCAAAAUAAAAAUUGUACUAGGAGACAUGAACGCCAAAAUAGGGAAAGAGAGAUCAUAUAGACCAACUAUUGGUACCCACAGUUUACACGACAUGACUAAUGACAAUGGCGCAAAACUUGUGGAUAUGGCCAUAGGGAAAGGUCUUAAAGUCAAGAGUACAAUGUUCCCGCAUAAGAACAUACAUAAAGGGACGUGGGUGUCACCUGAUGGUGGGCACGUAAACCAAAUAGAUCAUAUAUUAAUAAAUGAGAGAUUUGCCAAUAACAUAACGGAUGUAAGAACAUACAGAGGAGCUGACUGCGACUCAGACCAUUUCCUAGUGGCUAGUAACCUUAGGGUUAAGCUGAAAACAAUGAGUAGGAAUAUGAGAUCGGAAAUUGUCAGGUAUGAUGUAGAGAAACUCAGGGAUAGUAGGAAAGCUAGAGAAUUUCAAGAGAACAUACAGAAAAUGGCGCGAGAAUUAAACUCAAACCUCGAAACAGUAGAUGAGCAAUGGAAAAUAAUUAAACAUACCCUUGGAAAUGUGUCGGAGAAAGUUUUAGGGAAAGCCCAUAGAACGAAGAAACCCUGGUUUAAUGCUAUAUGCCAAGAAGCCCUGGAAAGAAGGAAAAUAGCAAGAGAAAGAUGGCUAAAUGAUAUUAACAAUCAGGAGGAAGAAAGAAUCUUUAGAGUUAAAAGGAAAGAAGUGCAUAACAUUUUGAGGUGUGAAAAGAGAAAGUAUGUUCAAAAUUUAAUGAGGGAGGCAGAACAAGAUUAUAGGUCACACAAUACACGGCAGCUAUAUCACAAGGUAAAUAGUUUUAAAGGCGGAUAUAGAAGACAAGAAAAAUUUCUGAAAAAGGACGAUGGAAGCCUAGUGACGAAUCAGGAAAAAAUAAUGGAGAAAUGGGCAGAGUACUUUGAAAAGCUACUCAAUUGUGAAGCACCAGUUGAUAAAUUUACAUAUGGACACAACGAACCCAAUGAUGUUCCCUGCCCAAACCCAUCAAAGGAAGAAAUCGAACAACAGAUCAAAAGGCUCAAAAAUCACAAAUCACCCGGGGAAGAUGACCUUCAAGGUUAG
This is a messenger RNA of Diuraphis noxia (Russian wheat aphid), 1404 nucleotides long. RefSeq lists its product as uncharacterized. Lineage: Eukaryota; Metazoa; Arthropoda; Insecta; Hemiptera; Aphididae. The record is from RefSeq and is a predicted model, not a curated record. Gene Ontology annotation, molecular function: catalytic activity.